UUUGCGUCUGCAAUGUCGACGGAACCAGAAACCUCCUCACCGGAAAAGCGGAUCUUCUCGCCGACGGAAACCUCCUCCUUCAGCCAGAGUAAUCCCGAAAGCCUAGACCAACCUCCGACGCCGUGGAUUGACUACGCGAUUGAGCAGGCUGGGAUUUACCAGAAGAACAUCGGAGAGACACUAAGCUCGGCGUUCGAAGCUUCUCGAUCACGCCUCUCGGAGAUUCGCGACACCGGCUCGGCUCAUUGGAGCCAGACCAUUGACUCGUUGGAAGAUGUCAAGUCUAACUAUGCUGAUUAUGAGGAUGUUAUGCUUGCUAAGGUUAAAGAGGGUGCUUCUGUGGCGGCUUCACAUCCAUUUAUUACUGGUGGAGUCGCUGCUGCUUUGGGGUUUGUGGUUCUAAGAGGACCACGACGCUUCUUGUACUACAAAAGUUUACGCCUAUUCACGAGCGAGGAGUCCUUGCUUACUAGAGCUGAUACCAAAGUGAAGGAUUUGCGUCAUUCAAUUGACGUUCUAAAGGCUGAAAGUCAACAAUUGGAGAAAAGAGCAGCACAUGCAGAAGAAGAACUGCUAAAGGGAAGGAAUAAACUCAGACUAGCUGGGAAGCAAAUUCAAAGUGCGAUUGGAACAGGAUAUAAGAUUGAAAAACAAGCGAGGGGUUUAAAAGAUUUUAUAGGAGAACUUCCUAGAAGGGAAGCAUCUGUGCUCCGGGACCGAGUUACAAAAUUGGCUGAUGAGGCAAAGCAAGAAAGGAAGGCCUUGUCAAAGGAGAUCACAAAGAUUAGCAAUUAUGGGAUCUCAGUCUGAGAUGUCUUUCACUGACAUCCCUCAUUUGGAAGAGGAAGAAAAACCCUGAUCCAAGUAUCAAUAAUUGAACCGAAUCCAGUCCAUGGAAAAUUUUGUUCAUAAGUUUUGUAGAAGGCAGUAUCACUUACGAACAGAGUUCUCGGUCUGAUUCUUUGCUCUUGGCAGGUGAUAGGCCUUACAGUAAAUUCAGUUCUGUGAAGAAUUCUCUGCCUUGCACGUUAUUCUCAUUUAUAUUUGGGAGAUGAAAAUAUGGCUCGGGUUGUUGGUUUGCA
Molecule: messenger RNA, 1082 nt
Organism: Argentina anserina (silverweed cinquefoil)
Lineage: Eukaryota; Viridiplantae; Streptophyta; Magnoliopsida; Rosales; Rosaceae
Product: RGS1-HXK1-interacting protein 1
Exons: 9
Coding region: 13-810 (265 amino acids)
Source: RefSeq, a predicted model, not a curated record